Molecule: messenger RNA, 570 nt
Organism: Ogataea philodendri
Lineage: Eukaryota; Fungi; Ascomycota; Pichiomycetes; Pichiales; Pichiaceae
Exons: 1
Coding region: 1-570 (189 amino acids)
Biological process (GO): purine nucleotide metabolic process
Cellular component (GO): cytosol
Molecular function (GO): GMP kinase activity
Source: RefSeq, a predicted model, not a curated record
AUGGUUGGCCGUCCUAUCGUGAUUAGUGGUCCAUCAGGUACCGGAAAGUCCACUCUUUUGAAAAAGUUGUUCGCAGAGUACCCAGACAAGUUCGGUUUCUCUGUUUCCAACACCACCAGAAAACCAAGACCUGGUGAGAAAGACGGUGUGGACUACCACUUCACCACCGUCGAGGACUUCAAGAAGCUGAUCGAGGAAAACAAGUUCAUCGAAUGGGCUCAGUUCUCUGGCAACUACUACGGUACCUCUAUCAAGGCCGUUGAAGACGUUGCUGAAGUCAUGAAGAGAACAUGUAUCCUGGACAUCGAUAUGCAGGGUGUCAAGAGUGUCAAGAAGACCAACCUGGGUGCAAGAUUCUUGUUCAUCUCCCCUCCUUCCAUCGAGGAACUCAAGUCCAGACUUGAAGGCCGUGGAACAGAGACCCCAGAAUCUUUGGCCAAACGUGUUGGUGCUGCUGCCGCAGAGAUGGAGUACGCAAAAGCCGGAGGCCACGACAAGGUUAUUGUCAAUGACGAUCUUAACAAGGCCUAUGCUGAGCUAAAGGAGUUCAUUUUUUCCGAGCCGGUCUGA